AUGUUUCAGUGGGAUGGAAGAAGGUAUUCCGAGGGAGAUACUUUAAAUGUUAACUGUACUGCAGAAGAUACUAAACCCCCGGUCAAUCUAACCUGGUACAUAAACAGUACACCGGUUGGAGAACCCAUGUUGAUCAGGUAUCCAGUUUGGAAUCUAACCAGGAACCAGGAUAUGCUUCAUUCAUCAGUAUUAGGACUCAGAUAUAAAAUACACAGGCGAGACUUUGUUGACGAUAACUCCCGGAUUAAGCUGAAGUGUGUAGCGUCUAUGUACAACGUGUACUACAAGGCAAACGAGAUAUCAGCUGAGAGAUCAGCUGAUCAGCAGUACACUACACAUUCUUACAGAAAUAGGGCCGGAGAUUUAACUACACUAGACCCAUAUAACGACGCAUCUGUCAAGUUUUCCAGCUUCCUGAGCAGUGGAACAUCUGAACCCUGGUCUUUCUACCUUCAACAUUUAUUAUGCUUUUCUAUUAUUCAAAAUAUUAUUUAAACAUUAUAUAAAAAUAUUGUUUGAUGAAAGGGACUGUUCGUGAAAUUCGAGUGACCAUACAUUUAAGAAAUUAACAGUGAGUAAGAUAUCGUCUUUUAUCAACUUUUUCUUGUUUCGCUGCAGAAAUUGUGAAUAAAAAUUUAAAAUUUUCAAAUAGAAAAACAAGAUUAUCUCUGACAAAGGAGUAAAGGGUAUCGUCGUGAAUUGGGCAUGCAACUCUUCACAUGGAUCGAGUCAUUUUAAAUUACAUGUACAGUCCCUUUAAAUUACAUGUACAGUCCCUUUAAAAAUACGAAAAUCAACUUUAUUGUUAAUUAUUAUUCAUUAUAAAAUGUAGAUACUUGUAUAAAAGAAAUAUAUCCACUGAUUGACUUUUUACAAA
This is a messenger RNA of Eurytemora carolleeae, 877 nucleotides long. RefSeq lists its product as uncharacterized. The transcript is spliced from 5 exons. NCBI's taxonomy places the organism in Eukaryota, Metazoa, Arthropoda, Copepoda, Calanoida, Temoridae. Bases 1 to 495 code for a protein of 164 amino acids. The record is from RefSeq and is a predicted model, not a curated record.